Molecule: messenger RNA, 690 nt
Organism: Juglans regia (Persian walnut)
Lineage: Eukaryota; Viridiplantae; Streptophyta; Magnoliopsida; Fagales; Juglandaceae
Exons: 4
Coding region: 1-690 (229 amino acids)
Source: RefSeq, a predicted model, not a curated record
AUGACGGAGACAAAGGCUGUGGUGAAAUGCAGUAUCGUCACUGUGGUGGGAUUCUUGGGGAUAGUAUCGUUUGCUGCUGGUUUUGCUGCAGAGGUUACUAGAGUUAAGGCGUCUCAGGUUCGAAUUACUCGUUUUUCUGGGUGUGUAUACCCUUCGAGUCCAGCUAUGGCUCUUGGUUUGGUUGCAGCAGUGGCUCUUUUGAUAGCUCAAAUAAUUAUAAAUUUUUCAGCCGGGUUCCGGAUAAAACUCUUUGGUUCCAGUUUGAUUAUCGAUUGGCCUGUUACUAAAUAUUUACGCAUAAAAGCCGGCCAGCAUGAAUUAUUUACCUUGAGUUUCAAAUUCGAUCGAGCAUGCAGGAUCACAUUUGUGGCUGGGUUUAUUUUGUUGCUGGCUGGUGCUGCACUUAAUAAUGAACAUGAUGGAGAAAGCUCGUACUACUCUGGCUAUAACUCUUGCUAUGUAGUGAAACCUGGAGUCUUUGCAGGAGGUGCCAUUUUGUCCAUUGUGACUGUGAUUCUUGGCAUUAACUAUUAUCUCACCCUAAUUUCGUCAAACAACAGUAACAUCAUGAACAAUCCGUCCGGAAAUCCUUCUGCUACUUAUCAAGGAGGCCAAGGAGAGACAGCAAUAGCAAUGGGACAACCUCAGUUCCCACCAAAGAGUACUCAAUUAGAGCCUGUUGGCCCAUGA